UAAAGCAAGAUAUAAAUCUUUGCUUUUCGUAUCCUGUCCUGACAUUGUUCUUUAAAGAUUAAAUUUAAAAUCUAGCAACAAAAAAAAGACACCAAUUCUGCAUGCAAUAUAACGGGUAUAUCCCUGGUAAAAAUGUUUAAAAGAGAAGGGGCACAAUCAGGUUAAAAAAUUCAAAUCCCCUCAGCCAAAGCGAGAUGUUCAGUGGAUUGGUACUCAAAUGUUAAUGACAUUAGACGAUUUUCAUCAUAAGACUAAUCGCAUUUCAUUUAAUUUCCAUUUUUGCUAGAGUUUUGAUCUGGUAUAGAAAAGAUUCAGGAACUUUGUUUUAAUUUCCACAACGGGAGCAUUAAAACAUCACUUUCUAUAUUUCCACUAGAGGGCAUCUGUUAAAUUUAAAUUAGGAAAAAAUGGGACCCUGCACUGUUACACCACCUAUAGGUCAGAAAUAUGACUGCAAAAUUUCUUUGGUGGAAGCGUAUAAUCUUUUCCAAACUACAUAACUGAAGCGUAUCUUUAAGCUCAGAUGCAGGUUUUAGCACAUAAAAUCAGCAAUGUAAUAUAUCACAAGGCUUCCAUUUGUACUUUUCCAUUAUCCCCAGUCUCGAGCCAUGCAGUGAAUGAUUACAAUACAUUGUAACCAUGGUUUCCAAACAACCAUUCACUGCAUGGUUGUUUGGAAAGCCUCAGCUAACACAUUCAUAGAUAACUCUUAUCACCUCAAAGCAGACGGACUUCCUUCAUGUCAUGUGAACUAUAACUGUGCGGUGCUAUUGGUGCACUCCUCACCCUGACGCCGUUCAAUUUGAGGUUUUAUAUCUCUGUGCUCACUACGCAUCAGUUAGGAGGGGGAAAAGUUUCAGAAGAUCUUCCUAAUGCUCAAACUGGACAACAGCAGACAGUUCAUAAGGAUGACUGACAUCAGCAGAAGAAAUCUUGAGAUUGGCCUGACACAGAAAGGAUGCUGCUCCACAGUGUGACCUUAGCUGUUUAUCUUCUCCUGGCCUCAUCAACUGCCCAGUCCUGUGUGUUUUCAGAGCUCCAGCCAUCUGGGUUGAGAGUCAACUGCAGCUCUUUAGACCUCAUGGAGCUGCCUCAUCUUCCUUCAGAGACCACAGAACUGUUUGUGCAAGACAACCAGCUCACCUCAGUGCCACCGGGAAAGUUUGACCAGUUGGCUAACCUUAGAAAGGUGUCCAUGUCUCCGAACCCGUUCCGCUGUGACUGUAGCAUCCAGUACCUGAGGUACUGGCUGCUGAAGAACAGGGCUGUUGUCUCAGAGGAGCCUUUAUGUUCCAGUCCAGGCUCUGUAGCUCAGAAAGUUAUCACUGACCUAAGUGAUACAUACUUCUCCUACUGCACCUUUCCACUCGUACAUCAAAUAAGCACCUCAGGCUGUGUUUAUGUCUCUUACAACACCAUCGCAUCGGUGAUGCUGUGCUGCAUUAUAAUUCUGCUUUUGUGGAGCUUAAUACUUGCCAGAAAAUCUACUUUCACCAUAUAUGUGGAAGAGCGACAUUCAGGAUUUGAGGCGGACUCUCUGCGCUCACUGAAACCCAAACACAGGAGGAGGCUGCACACAGAACUGUCAGGGCUGAACGCCGACUCUGAUUCUAACAUGGACUUACUCCAACAAGUGCUAGAAACAUUACACAAGAAGCACAAUAUAAAGAUAAAGGCCACUUAACAGACUUUUAUUCAUACUUUAGCAGAACUACAAGUACGUAUAGUGGGAAGUGAGGCUCUGAGGGUUUGCAAAGACGCUACAUGGGUGUUUUAUGAUUUGUUUCCGUUCUAAACCGCACCAGCCCAUUUAUCAGAAACUUCACCUCUGUGAGUUUUAUUUCAUUUGUUUUUACAUUUUACGAUCCAAACAAAUUUUGCUUAAAUAAAUGUGAAAACUUUC
This is a messenger RNA of Poecilia reticulata (guppy), 1903 nucleotides long. RefSeq names its product glycoprotein IX platelet (gene gp9). NCBI's taxonomy places the organism in Eukaryota, Metazoa, Chordata, Actinopteri, Cyprinodontiformes, Poeciliidae. The record is from RefSeq and is a predicted model, not a curated record.